Molecule: messenger RNA, 540 nt
Organism: Saitoella complicata NRRL Y-17804
Lineage: Eukaryota; Fungi; Ascomycota; Saitoellomycetes; Saitoellales; Saitoellaceae
Product: ubiquinol-cytochrome c reductase iron-sulfur subunit
Exons: 3
Coding region: 1-540 (179 amino acids)
Biological process (GO): mitochondrial electron transport, ubiquinol to cytochrome c
Cellular component (GO): membrane
Molecular function (GO): quinol-cytochrome-c reductase activity; 2 iron, 2 sulfur cluster binding
Source: RefSeq, a predicted model, not a curated record
AUGAUAUCCAGAUAUUCACAGACCAAGCAGUCCGUCGACGGCUCCCGCUCUUUCUCGUACUUCAUGUCCGGUACCCUCGGUCUCAUCGCCGCCGCCGGUGCCCAGGCUACCGUCUCCGACUUCCUUGCCAACAUGUCCGCCUCCGCUGAUGUCCUCGCCUUGGCCAAGGUCGAGCUCGACCUCGCCAAGAUCCCCGAAGGAAAGAACGUCAUCAUCAAGUGGCGUGGAAAGCCCGUCUUCAUCCGUCAUCGUACCGCUGAUGAGAUCGAGGAGGCCAACAACAUUGAUGUCUCUUCGUUGAGAGAUCCCCAGAAGGAUGAGGAGCGUGUUAAGAAGCCGGAGUGGUUGGUCAUGUUGGGUGUCUGCACGCAUUUGGGAUGUGUCCCCAUUGGUGAGGCCGGUGAGUACGGAGGCUGGUUCUGCCCAUGCCACGGUUCUCACUACGAUAUCUCUGGCCGUAUCCGCAAGGGUCCUGCUCCUCUCAACUUGGAGGUUCCUGAGUACGACUUCGCUGACGAGAACACCCUCGUCAUCGGAUAA